AUGACCCAAGACUUUCUAUGCCGUCGGCAGACCAUGCUGGCCAUCGCCCUAUCGUUGGGCUACUUCAUGUACCUGUUCAUGGGAGCGAUGAUGUUCCAGAUCCUGGAGAAACAAGCCGAGGCCAACUCGAGGGAUCAGUUCCAAAUGGCAAAGCUCCGGUUCUUGCAGAACUACACCUGCUUGGACGUGAGGGCCCUUGAGCAGUUUGUUCAGAUUAUAAUGGAAGCCUGGGAUAAGGGACUGAACCCCAAAGGGAACUCCACGAACCCCAGCAACUGGGACUUCAGCAAUUCAUUCUUUUUUGCUGGCACCGUCAUCACGACUAUAGGUUAUGGGAAUUUGUACCCCAGCACUGUCGCCGGACAAGUGUUCUGCGUCUUUUAUGCGUUGUUUGGGAUCCCACUCAACCUGGCCUUUCUAAACCUGAUCGGAAAAGGGCUGAAUUCCCAUCUCCUAGCGCUAGGCCGAUGUGCGCAGGAACCGGGAGGCUCAGGGGUGAUGAAGGUCGUGGUGAUGGCGGUUUUUCUCACCACGGGCUCCCUGCUCUUCCUGGUCUUCCCUCCGAUGAUCUUCAGCUACGUGGAAGGUUGGAGCUACGGAGAGGGCUUUUAUUUUGCCUUCAUCACCCUCAGCACCAUCGGAUUCGGAGACUACGUGCUGGGGACCGACCCCAACAAGCACUACAUCUCUAUCUACAGGAGCCUAGCGGCACUUUGGAUUAUUUUUGGCCUGGCCUGGCUGGCCCUGGUGUUUAAACUCGCCGCAGACCUGGUGGAGAAAUUAGUCCAUUUCAGGAUGCACCGGACCCAGACGACGAUAGAGGAGAACGCGGUCCGCAAGUCCGAGGACCACCCGUCUCAGAGCAGAAUCCCGAUGUAA
Messenger RNA from Spea bombifrons (plains spadefoot toad), 879 nucleotides. Its product is annotated as potassium channel subfamily K member 16-like. Gene Ontology annotation, biological process: potassium ion transmembrane transport; stabilization of membrane potential. The coding region runs from base 1 to 879 and encodes 292 amino acids. Lineage: Eukaryota; Metazoa; Chordata; Amphibia; Anura; Pelobatidae. The transcript is spliced from 5 exons. Gene Ontology annotation, molecular function: potassium ion leak channel activity. The record is from RefSeq and is a predicted model, not a curated record. Gene Ontology annotation, cellular component: membrane.